Amphimedon queenslandica is the source of this 896-nucleotide messenger RNA. RefSeq names its product uroporphyrinogen-III synthase-like. The transcript has 8 exons. Gene Ontology annotation, biological process: uroporphyrinogen III biosynthetic process. Bases 14 to 820 code for a protein of 268 amino acids. Gene Ontology annotation, molecular function: uroporphyrinogen-III synthase activity. Gene Ontology annotation, cellular component: cytosol. The record is from RefSeq and is a predicted model, not a curated record. NCBI's taxonomy places the organism in Eukaryota, Metazoa, Porifera, Demospongiae, Haplosclerida, Niphatidae.
UAGUAGUAUUAAAAUGGCUGACAGUUGGGGCCAGGUGGUGUUGUUUAGAGAAAAGAAAGAACCUGUAGAUAAAUAUGAAGAGGUAUUAAAAGGUGGAGGAUUUGAGACAGUAUUUAUUCCAGUUUUAUCAUUUAAAUACACUGACAGUAAAACUAAUGGACUGCUUGAUGCUAUCACGUCACCUUUAAAAUAUUCAGGUGUCAUAUUUACUAGUCAGACAGCUGUCAAUGCCCUUGUAGAUAUGAUUGAAAAGGAGAAAUUAGUGAUUGGUAUGUUAACACAGAAUUAUAGAGACAGAUGGCGAGAGAGAGGAAAGGUUGAUAAAUGGACUGUUGUUUUUGUGGUUGGACCAUCUACCAAGGAAUGUGUUGAGCGUCAGUUAGGAUUACAAGUUACAGCUGGUGGAGUAGCCGAUGUAAAGAAGGCUCCUAUUGACAAGCCGUUCUUGUUUCCCUGUGGUAAUAUGAAGAGAGAUACUCUGCCUGUGAGUCUAUCAGAGAAUGGCAUACCUCUUGAAACCAUUGAGUGCUAUCAAACCAUACAAGACCCCAACAUUGAGAGUGAAAUCAGCAAUAAGUGUCAUAAAUGGAAUAAAGGAACAAUGUUAGUGUUUUUCAGUCCAUCAGGCGUCCAAUACUCACUGCCAGUCAUUAAACAACACUGUAUUAAUAUACAAAACUUUACAUUUGUGUCAAUAGGCCCAACGACUGCUUCAUCACUUAUUUCAAACGGGAUCCCUUCUCCUCUUGUCUGUUCAAAACCAACUCCCUCUGAUCUUUUAACUUUAAUAAUUAAUAACUCUAACUUUAAUAAUUCAUAACUACAACUCCGUGUCAUGCUCCGUAUACUUGGUUGUGGGCGGGGUCUGUCGCUAUAGCAACAACCUUUGAAAAACA